This is a messenger RNA of Cryptomeria japonica (Japanese cedar), 3514 nucleotides long. RefSeq names its product receptor-like protein kinase HSL1. Gene Ontology annotation, biological process: hormone-mediated signaling pathway; protein phosphorylation. The record is from RefSeq and is a predicted model, not a curated record. Gene Ontology annotation, cellular component: plasma membrane. Gene Ontology annotation, molecular function: ATP binding; protein kinase activity; protein binding. NCBI's taxonomy places the organism in Eukaryota, Viridiplantae, Streptophyta, Pinopsida, Cupressales, Cupressaceae. The transcript has 2 exons. Bases 175 to 3234 code for a protein of 1019 amino acids.
CCCUGGUUUUUCAGAAUGGUUUCCGACCACUAGUUAAGAGUUUCCUACGCUUCUUUCAUCAACAAUGACCCACCACAGUAACGAAGAUGCGUGGAGGAAUCUCUCAGCUAUAAAUUUCCCAUUUGCAACAUUACCGUCGAGUUAGGGUCUGAAGUUUUGUACAGGCCGGCAGUCAUGGUCCGAAUUGCUCAGAAAAAUGGGAUGCUUGCAGUCUUCUACUGCACACUCAGUGUUCUCCUUCUCCGAUCUAGCUGCAUCUCGGAAGACGGCAAAAUUCUUCUCCAGAUAAAGGCGAGCGAUUGGAUCGGCGGAGGUAAUAAUUUGACGGACUGGAAUGCUUCUGACGAAAACCCCUGCAGCUGGAAUGGGAUCUCUUGCAAUUCUUCCAAGUUCGUCACUGCAAUUAAUCUUACCGGUGCCUCAAUUUCAGGCAAUCUGACUUCUACCAUAUGCCAUCUUCCAAGUCUGGAGACGUUGAUUCUCAGCGAGAAUGCUUUCCGGGGGCCCUUUCCCGACGGGCUGUUUGAUUGCAAGGGUUUGCAAGUGCUUGAUUUGUCCAUCAAUCGCUUCUUUGGAAGCCUGCCCAGUCGAAUCAGUGAAUUCAGGCAGCUGAGGGUCUUGAAUUUGUUAGAAAAUAGUUUCAGUGGCUCCAUUCCUCCAGCCUUUGGAAUGUUGUCCAACAUCCAAGAGCUCUCGUUGGACGAAAAUAAUUUGACGGGCGGAAUCCCUACUUUUCUCGGCAAUUUGACAACCCUGAGGAAAUUCACUGUUGGCGAUAACCCUCUCCUAGGCGGUGUCAUACCAGCAGAGCUCGCGAUAUUGAACCGGCUGCAAGAUUUAGAACUAUAUAAUUGUAGUCUAGUUGGUGAAAUUCCGAAUUUUUUCGGUAAUUUUACGCAGUUGGAAUGUUUGGAUUUGUCGCAGAAUUGGCUAAAGGGCAAUAUUCCGACUAGUUUAACUACUUUGUCCAAGUUGAGUAUUUUGUACCUUUGGGGUAACAAUUUGUCUGGACCGAUUCUGGCUAAUAUCGAUGAGAUGGGAAAUCUGACUGAGUUAGAUCUUUCUGCCAACCAGCUAAGCGGUGAAAUUCCCUACAGAAUCGGCAAUCUGGAAUCUCUGGAGCAGCUAAAACUGGGUCAAAAUCAGCUCACCGGAGAAAUCCCUGCACAGCUCGGUAUGCUGCGGAACUUGAGGAAACUGUAUCUGUUUGAUAACAAGCUUAAGGGGUGGUUGCCCCAGGAUUUGGGUACAUAUUCCAAUCUCUAUUUUGUCGAGGUGACAGGAGCCGGUUUGGAAGGCCCCCUGCCAAAAAAUCUGUGCAAAAAUGGAAUGCUUUACGCGUUGGCUUUAGCUUCAAAUAAUUUCAAUGGGAGCCUACCUUCUUCCUUGGGAGAUUGCGCGAGUUUACAGUAUGUGCAGCUGUAUAACAACCAGCUCAGUGGUGAGAUUCCUAAGGGGUUUUGGAGCGCUUCAAGCCGGGUACAGUUGUUGCUCUAUAAUAAUAAGUUUGAGGGCCAGAUUCCAUCUGCGAUUGGACAAGCAAAGAGCCUGGCUUGGUUGCAAAUAAACAACAACCAAUUCAGCGGAAGCAUUCCCUCGGAGAUUGGACAGCUGACAGACCUCCAGAUCUUAAACGCGAGCAGCAAUCAGUUGUCAGGGUCCAUUCCAAAUGAGCUUGCGAACUUGACGUUGAUCAAUAGUCUCCAGCUUGAUCACAAUUUUCUGUCAGGAGAAAUUCCCAAGAGUUUAAUAUCACUAGAGAAGCUUACUGUUCUCAAUUUGGGUACAAAUCGUCUUACAGGCGAAAUCCCUGCAUCCUUGGGCGACCUGUCCGCACUGAACAGUCUUGAUCUCUCAAAUAAUUCGCUCUCUGGCCAAAUUCCUGCUGAACUAGGACGCCUCUCAUUAAAUGUUUUCAAUGUAUCCAACAAUCGCUUGUCUGGUCCAAUUCCUGCCGCUCUCGACAAUUCGGCCUACAAAUACUCUUUUCUCGGGAAUCCAAGAUUAUGCGGAGGUCGGAAUUUGAUGCUGAGGUCGUGUUCUUCAGACAAGAUAUCAUCUCAACAAUUGGCUGCAAUUAUAGUACCGUCUGUGAUUUUAGCAGCCAUAGCACUGGGCUCCAUUGGUGUGUGUUGGUACUGUCUCAGGAAAGCAAGGGCCACGCCAUCAUGGAAAUUGACAUCUUUCCAUCUGCCGGAGCUGAAUGAGUUGUACAUCGUCCGCAACUUGUCAGAGGAAAAUGUUAUUGGAUCCGGAGGCGCUGGAAAAGUUUACAGGGUCAUUCUGCAGAGCGGGGAAGCGGUAGCGGUGAAGAAGAUCCGGAACAUAAGCAGAUCACGGGGAAAAUUUAAGAGAAAAGGGGCUCAGCGAAACCAUGAAUUGGGGGAAGUGGAGGUGGAUACAUUGGGACUCAUUCGGCACACCAACAUUUUAAAGCUCCUCUGCUGCAUUUCAAGCGAAGAGUACGAUUUCAAGCUAUUGGUAUACGAGUACAUGCCCAACGGGAGCCUGUUGGAGCGCCUACAGAAUUCACAAGGACCACAAGUGGGGCUGCCUUGGCCAGUCCGCUAUAAGAUCGCAAUGGGGGCAGCCCAAGGGCUGAGCUACAUGCAUCACGAUUGCACACCUCCAAUUCUACACAGGGAUGUGAAAUCCAGCAACAUCUUGCUGGAUAAAGAUUUAGAGGCUAAAAUUGCAGAUUUUGGCCUGGCCAGAGUUCUUAAUAACCUGGGCGAAGAGUACUCUGUUUCAGGCUAUGUGGGGUCUCACGGAUAUAUAGCUCCAGAGUACGGCCAUAGACUGAAAGUGAGCGAAAAAAUUGACGUGUACGGCUUCGGAGUGGUGGUGUUAGAGCUGGUGAGCGGGAUGAAAGCUACGAAUGAAGUGCAGUACGGGGAAGGAGUGGACAUAGUGGAGUGGAUCCGCAGCACAAUAAUAGGCAGGGGAGAGAUGGGAGUGCUGGACUGGCGAAUAUUGGAAGAGAAGUACAUAGAGCAAAUGCUGUUGGUGUUGCGGGUGGGUCUGGUAUGCACAAUCAGGGACCCUAAACGGCGGCCUUCGAUGAGGAAAGUGGUGGAGAUGCUGGUGAUGUGCAAUCCAAACCAGGAAGAAAGGAUAAAGAUGCUUUUUCCGCAGGAGAGGAGGAGUCGGAGGGCGGCUGCUAGUUUCUCCUCUACCACGCCACUUGUUCCCACUGACAACGAAGCGGAUUACUUUUCAGAUUUGGAGACCUAAAAAACCUCCUAGUCCGCCACACAAAUUCCCCAAAUUCCCAUCAUGGGUACCUGGAAUCGAAGGCCUAAAUUUGAUGGUUGUAUGACUUGUAUUUUUUAGUAUUGUAAAAUAUUAUUAUAAAUUUGGAAAAAAAAAAAAAAUUUCUCUUGAAAAAGGAGAUUUUAGAUAGUUUGUAAAAAAUUUAUAUAGUAGUUUUUUUUUUAAAGAUGAAGGUCUUAUUUGAAAGGACGUUCCUUUACAUAUAGAUAUUCUAAAUGGAAAUAAUUUGAUGAGUUUUUUU